Messenger RNA from Budorcas taxicolor (takin), 1698 nucleotides. RefSeq names its product G protein-coupled receptor 75 (gene GPR75). Lineage: Eukaryota; Metazoa; Chordata; Mammalia; Artiodactyla; Bovidae. Gene Ontology annotation, cellular component: membrane. The transcript has a single exon. The record is from RefSeq and is a predicted model, not a curated record. Gene Ontology annotation, biological process: G protein-coupled receptor signaling pathway. Bases 76 to 1698 code for a protein of 540 amino acids. Gene Ontology annotation, molecular function: C-C chemokine receptor activity.
CCUUUGUCAGUCGUCGCUCGUCUGUGAGUUGAGGCCCUGACUGCCUUCCCACAGAAGGAAGAGUCGUCUCUGAAGAUGAACUCAACAGGCCACCUUCAGGAUGUGCCCAACACCACCCUGCUCCACAUGCCUCACACCCAGGGAGGGAACAGUACUAGUAUCCGGGAGGGUCUCCAGGAACCGGUCCACACGGCCACCUUGGUGACCUGUACCUUUCUGCUCACGGUCAUCUUCUGCCUGGGCUCUUACGGCAACUUCAUUGUCUUCUUGUCCUUCUUCGAUCCAGCCUUCAGGAAAUUCAGAACCAACUUUGAUUUCAUGAUCCUGAACCUGUCCUUCUGUGACCUCUUCAUUUGCGGCGUGACGGCCCCCAUGUUCACCUUCGUGUUGUUCUUCAGCACAGCCAGUGGCAUACCGGACACUUUCUGCUUCACCUUCCACCUCACCAGCUCGGGCUUCAUCAUCAUGUCCCUCAAGACAGUGGCGGUGAUUGCCCUGCACCGGCUCCGUAUGGUGUUGGGGAAGCAGCCCAACCGCACGGCUUCCUUCCCCUGCACCUUGCUCCUCACUCUCCUCCUCUGGACCACCAGUUUCACCCUUGCCACCUUGGCCACCCUGAAAACCAGCAAAUCACACCUCUGCCUUCCCAUGUCCAGUCUGAUCGCCGGAGAAGGGAAAGCCAUCCUGUCUCUCUACGUGGUCGACUUCACCUUUUGUGUGGCGGUGGUCUUCGUGUCCUACGUCAUGAUUGCUCAGACACUGCGGAAGAACGCUCAAGUCAGAAAGUGCCCGGCUGUGAUCACCGUUGACGCUUCCAGACCACAGCCUUUCAUGGGGGCCCCUGUGAAGGGAGGUGGUGAGCCCAUCCAGUGUACCAUGCCGGCUCUGUACAGGAACCAGAAUUACAACAAACUGCAGCACGUUCAGACCCACGGAUACACCAAGAGUCCCAAGCAGCUGCCAACCCCUGCAGCCAGCCGGCUCCAGCUGGUGUCGGCUGUCAAUCUGUCCACGGCUAAGGACUCCAGGGCGGUGGUCACCUGUGUGGUGAUUGUGCUCUCUGUCCUGGUAUGCUGUCUUCCGCUGGGCAUUUCCCUGGUGCAGGUGGUUCUGUCCAGCAAUGGGAGCUUCAUCCUUUACCAGUUUGAACUGUUGGGGUUUACGCUUAUAUUUCUCAAGUCAGGAUUAAACCCUUUUAUAUAUUCUCGGAACAGUGCAGGGCUGAGAAGGAAAGUGCUGUGGUGCCUCCAGUACAUCGGCCUGGGUUUUUUCUGCUGCAGACAGAAGACCCGACUUCGUGCCAUGGGAAAAGGGAACCUCGAAGUCAACAGAAACAAAUCCUCCCAUCAUGAAACGAAUUCUGCCUACAUGUUGUCUCCAAAGCCCCAGAAGAAAUUUGUGGACCAGGCCUGUGGCCCAAGUCACUCCAAGGAAAGUGUGGUCAGUCCUAAGAUGUCUGCUGGACAUCAGCACUAUGGUCAGAGCAGCUCUACCCCCAUCAACACUCGGAUUGAGCCGUACUACAGUAUCUACAACAGCAGCCCAUCCCAGGAAGAGAGCAUCCCACACAACUCGCAGCCAGUAAACUCCUUUGGGUUUGCCAAUUCAUAUAUAGCCAUGCAUUAUCACACCACUAAUGAUUUGAUGCAGGAAUACGACAGCACAUCGGCCAAGCAGAUUCCGGUCCCCUCUGUUUAG